This is a messenger RNA of Sabethes cyaneus, 3648 nucleotides long. RefSeq names its product protein prickle-like. NCBI's taxonomy places the organism in Eukaryota, Metazoa, Arthropoda, Insecta, Diptera, Culicidae. Bases 1 to 3648 code for a protein of 1215 amino acids. The transcript has 8 exons. Gene Ontology annotation, molecular function: zinc ion binding. The record is from RefSeq and is a predicted model, not a curated record.
AUGAGUGCAAAUGAGACGGUGACGGUGGCUAAACCAGCCGGCAGCCAGGUGCAAGCUGGCAGACAGUGGUGGAAGGUUUGCUUCUUGUACGGCAACCAGGAGAAGUACUAUCGACAGAUCUAUGCAAAAGCCGCAUCGGAGCGGUUGGCACAUGCCACACAACAAAGUAACGGCAACGGACCAUCGGGGAAGGCGGCCAUCAUCUUUCCCACUAAACAGCAUAGGCCAAUUCUGAUCAACGGCAGUCGGGCAAGUCAACGGAAGGAUGCCGAUUCCGAUCGUCCGGCUGCGUCGGCCAAGAAGCGUGUAACUGUUCUGGAUGAUUCUUUCCUUCUGGGGGUCAGCGAAGAUGAGCAAAGGUCAGACAGUGGAAUUAACAUCGACGCCGCAACCAGCCAACCGGACGAGUCGAAUCAUCAUCUUCUGCUGCAGCAGCAGCAGCAGCAAUCAAACCGUGGUAUGAGACGAAAUUUCCAUCUCAGCAAUGAAGAGCUAAGGCUUUUGAACUCUGACAAGCCUCUGCCCGGCGGGGGACAUGUCGUAGAACCGGCGGUAACGCCCCCGGGGCUGACCAAUUCAUCUCCCAUUGUGAGUGCCUGUGGGAGUCCGGCGCAAAUUGCCCCCAAUUCAUCAUCGUCAUCGUCGCCACAACCGCCACCGGCGGCGGUGGUGGUGGGGGGAUUGCCCAGCCCGGAAUGGCAACGGCAACCGACGGCGUCGGCGUCGGCGGGGGAACAACAAACCGGCAGUCAUGUGGGCAGUCCCAGUCCGCCGAGCCUAUCGCCGUGUCCGGACAUUCUCGGACGCUCCGGGAGCAACAAGAUCCCCCCACCGCUGGCCGGACCAAUGUCGUACCCGUACCAAAAACCUUCCUUCGAGUACGACGUAGUGAACCGUGUUCCACUGAGUCCGCAAGCCGCCUACCACAAAUCGCUACAGCAACAGCAGCAUCUUCCGCCUCCACCUCCUCCGGUAACUUCCAAUGUGGCAACGCUGUCCUCCCCUUCGGUAGGUGAUUUCCUCCCACCGCUUCAACCACACCCACCGCAACCGCAUCUACUUCAUCUGCAGCAGCAACAGCAACAGCAGCAACAACAGCCACAGGAUACCGGUGGAGGAUCGCGUUCAAUUUAUAGUGCCCACGCCUUGUCCAGCCAAACUAUACAUGCGCCACAGCAGCACCUGCCGCAUCUGCCGCAACACGGUGGACCGUUCCAACAUCAACCAGCUGCACCUGCGUUAUAUCAUCACUCACCGCGAGGUGGCUCGCAUCACCAACAGCAGCAGCAGCAAACAUUUCCACCGAAUUUUCCACCAAACCAGCAGCAUCCCGGCGGUGGAAAUGGCGCCGGAGGAGCAGGAGGAGUAGGAGGAGGUGUGGUAGUUGGUGGAGGACACAAUUAUUCGCAGUCCGACGAUGACAGCGGCUGUGCCCUGGAAGAGUACACUUGGGUUCCCCCAGGACUACGCCCAGAUCAGGUCCAUCUGUACUUCUCGGCCAUCCCCGAGGACAAGGUUCCCUACGUCAACAGCAUCGGUGAGCGUCACCGGGUUCGUCAGCUGCUCCAGCAGCUUCCUCCACACGAUAACGAGGUGCGAUACUGCCAUUCACUGACCGAUGAAGAGCGCAAGGAGCUGAAACUUUUCUCGGCCCAGCGAAAGCGGGAGGCCCUCGGCAGGGGUACCGUGAAGCAGCUCACCACGAAUCAGAUCUGCGAUGGCUGCGGCGAAUGUGUUUCCUCCGGCGACAUGGGUGUCUACGCCAGUCGGUUCGAUCCGGGUACCUGCUGGCAUCCGGCUUGUUUUGUUUGCUCCGUCUGCAAAGAACUGUUGGUCGAUUUGAUCUAUUUCCACCGGGAAACUCGGCUGUACUGCGGGAGACAUCACGCGGAGACGCUGAAGCCCCGGUGUUCGGCGUGCGAUGAGAUUAUUCUGGCCGAUGAGUGUACGGAGGCGGAGGGACGAGCAUGGCAUAUUAAACACUUUGCCUGCUUCGAAUGCGACAAGCAGCUCGGUGGGCAACGGUACAUUAUGCGCGAUGGCAAGCCAUACUGCCUGCACUGUUUCGACGCCAUGUUUGCCGAAUACUGCGAUUUCUGUAGCGAGCCAAUCGGUGUUGAUCAGGGUCAAAUGAGCCACGAUGGUCAGCACUGGCACGCAACGGACAAUUGCUUUGCUUGCAGUACCUGUCGAUGCUCGCUGCUGGGACGACCAUUUUUACCUCGUAGAGGGGAGAUUUAUUGCUCCAUAGCAUGCAGUAAAGGUGAGCCACCCACGCCCUCGGACGGUUCGGUUCCCACUGUUCUGCCCACGCGAAGUCGCCUGCGGAGCAGCAGUCAUCGGCCGCUGGACGAUGGCUGCGAGCAGCCACCACCGCAUUUGCCAAAGUCACCCGAACCGCUGCAAAGUCCCAUCAGCGAACGAAGCACUCCCAGCUCCAGUCCUGCCAAAUACUCGCACACGGAAUUAUCCACCAACGUCUCCAGCUCGGUUCCGGCGACCGAACUAAACGAGACGCAUUUCUCCCUUUCAGCAGAUAACGAUGUACAAACCUACACCGGAAGUGGUGCUACCUCGCCCGUCUCCUGUCGGACGAUUCCCUACAACGAACCAAGUGACCUCGUGGACCACCAUAGCCAAUCGCAGCAGCAUGAUUCGUUACCUCCGUUCGAUUCCAACCAUCGAAGAAUUCCGCAAUGCUCGCCCGAACUGACCCGACUGUUGAACAAAGACCGCAGCCGGCAGCCACUGGAUCUGACCGAUCUUAGCCUUAGUUUGGACAACUGGCAAGCCGAUCACCACGGUCAGCUAUCGAUCGCACCCAGCAUAGCUAAAACCAACCCUGCCCUGACCUCCUCGAUGCCGGAACUGACCCAGCAACUGCUGCAGCAGCAGCCACAACAAAAACAAACUCCCGCCCAUUACCACCACCCGCAGCCAGCCUACGACGACAUUAGCCCGUUGGACAAAUCAAGUGCAAUAGAUCCGGACGAUGGCAUCCAGAAUGCCUCCGAUGCAUCCCACUCGAUCGUGGAACUCCCGACCCCGCCGCCAAUAGUUAUUAAGAAAGAGGUACGUUUUGAGGGCGACUUUCAGGAUUCGUUGCCCCGCUCGAAAGGCUAUUGCACCCGGACCGGCGGUCCCCGGACGCGUUCCUCCAAAUCGAAACGUAAAUCCAGCAGCAACAGCAGCAGCAGCAGCCACCACCAUCAUCAUCAUCACAGCCAACGAACGGAGCACCACCAUUCGAGUUCCGGAGCUUCCUACCAUCGGGACCAUCAUCGGCACCACGAACCUCAAUCCCAAUCGGGUGUUGCCUCCGGCAGCAGCAGCAGCAGCAACCGUCGAUCGCCGCGCCAUAGGCGCGCCGGUCGCCCCUCGGAAAUGGUAACCGAUCUGGACCACCGGGAACCGAACCGCGACGGUGACGAUUCGGACUCGCGCAGCGUCUGCUCGACCUGUUCGUCCUCGUCGUCCAGUGCCGACGACGACGUGUACGAGCUGCCGAUGCGGCGGCCGUACGGCGGCACCCGGAUCCACUACAUGCCAAACAAUUCGCUCGCCUGUGCCCGGAAACGGAAACAGCUGCAGCACAGCCACAGCCAUCAUCCCUACGAGAAAGACAAUAAAAACUGUAUCAUAUCGUGA